AUGUACUGUGAUCCCCGUGGUAGAGUGGCUUCUGCGUUACCCUCACACAUAAUGGCCGCCUCCCUUUUCACGGGUCUCGUGUGUCUUCAUCUUUCCUACGCGAUGGCCGUACUGAUGCCCCGUGAGAUGUGCAUCUGCGUUACGAUAGGCACCUACUCAUUGCUCGGAGCUUUUCUGUUACGGUACUAUGUGGGUCAAGCAAUGCAUACGUGUUUACUGGAUAACUACGAAAUGAGGACUCUGCCUACACACAAUAACUGGACCAACUGGAUUUACCUGCAGAAGGCCACCUGGGAGCUCAACUGGAGGGCAAAUUUGAACCUCAUCUUGUCGAUUUCCAUCCUCCUUCCUAUUGCCUCUGCUCUUUUACUCUAUCUCUGGGUCUUCGGAGGCAAAAAUGCCUGA
This is a messenger RNA of Mesocestoides corti, 405 nucleotides long. Lineage: Eukaryota; Metazoa; Platyhelminthes; Cestoda; Cyclophyllidea; Mesocestoididae. The record is from the annotation of a GenBank genome assembly.